AUGCGCUUCUUAUAUUUGUUUGUCUACAUUUUUACAAUUUUUUUAGAUAUUGCAUAUGCCACUAUAACUCCUUUAUCUAUUAGAAACCUCGAAACAGUCAAUGGAAGAUAAAGCUUUUAUGAGUUUAAAUUUAAUUAUGGUUAAAGCAUAGUAAAUGCAAUAGGAGGAGUUAGAAUAACAUUUCCUCCUGAAAUACCAGUGUCAUUAUUUUAAAAUGCUUACUAAUUUUAAUGCUUUUACCAAGUCUCAUAUCCUCAAAAUAAAAUAGUCCCUUGCAACUACAAUAUUGAUAGAGAAGUCUACAUUUAGAUUGGAAAUAUUAACUCUGGCCCAUAAAGUAUAACCAUUGGCUAUAUCAUAAAUCCCUCAACAGUAAAAGGGACAGCUUAAUUUAAAUUAUGUAUGGUUUAUAAUGAUUAUCCUCAAGAUUGUGAAGAUAAUUUUGGCACAGUCAACUUUAGUUCAUCACCAACAAUAAUGAGAAGUGCAAGUUUAAAUCAAAUUUCAUCAAUUAUUGUGUCCUAAGGAAGUUCAUGGCUGUUUGAUAUGAAUUUAACAGGAACCUACUAGAGCUCACAAUUUGAUAUUAGGGUCACAUUCCCUAGCGGUUUUAAAACUCUAAAUGCAGGAUGUGAAAUAAUUGGUAUUUAAUAAGUUCCAAAAUCAUAUAUCCUCUAUAAUUAAAGAUAAGUAGAAUGCAAAAAUGUGCAAAAGCAAUUCUAAGGGACAUAGUAAAUUAGAAUUAUUAACAUGGUGAACCCUGUAAAUUAAAUACCUUUGAUUGGGUUUACAGUUUAAAUUCUUUAGUCAACAACUUCGUAAAUAUUAGAAGAGAUAGUCUUUUCUACUCCUUACCAAAUACAGACUGGAGUUUUUUAAGCUUCUUAUAGCAGCGAUAAUUAAUUCAAAUAUUCAAAUACCACUUACUACUUUUAUUUGACUCCCUAGUCACUAGUUAAUUAAGAUACUUACAUUGAAAUUAAAUUUGGCUUAGGUUGGGUUUUAUACUCUUAAAACUGUACUGUUAUUAGAGGCUUAUAUUAAAUCUAAAAUGAGACAAUAAAUUGCUCAGCAGAUGUUUAUUAGAAUAGGUAUUUGAUCAGCAACUACAAUAGCACCACUUAUCAGAACUAAAUACUAGUUGAGAUUCCUAUUUAAUCCCCUCAAUAAUAAGGAACAUAUGUUGUUAAUGUAAAUUUAUACACACUAUAAAAUCAAAUAAUUGAUAAAGGUCAAGUAAACAUAAACAUAAAUUCAACAUUUGGAUCUUUAAAAGAAUACAGAGUGCAUCCAUUACAAUAACAAAUUAAAUUAAAAGCAGGCUAAAUUGGACCUUUUGAAUUUACUUUCUUCCUCAAAACCCUUUUACCAAGGACAAACUAUAGAUCUAAAGGAAAAAUUGUCCUAUCAAUUACACCACAAAUAGCUAAUACUAUUCCAAUACCACCUAGUGAAGGUAUUUUGAAAUGUCUUUUUUUCUAAAAUGUGAUAUCUGCUAAUUGUUAAAUUUCAAACAUUAAUACCGGAUCAGCUUAAUAUACAGAAAUUAUAAUAUUUACACCAGAAGAUUUUGAUUACAAAGAGAGUGAAAUUCCUGUCACUAUAACUACACAAGGUGCUAAAAAUGGAAGACCAGAUGGACUUUACAUAAGCCCUUUAGUGUAGAGAUACCUAUUAAACUUCCUUACAUACUAUUAAUAUUUACCUAAUCCUAUGACUCCACUUCCCGUAGAAGGAUAUUUUCAAGAAUGGAUCCCAGAUCCAUUUGAGUUUCAAAAUAUUAGCUUUGAUUUGACAACCACUAAUUCAAAAGAAACAACCCAUUUAAUAUUUACUAUUGAUAAAUUUCCUCAGGAUUACUUGUAAUGGAGUUCUUUAACUGGUAGAUAAUAUAUCUGGAAAAUAACUUUUGUGAAUGACGCUCCAGGAUCUGUACUACAAUGGACUUUUAGUAAUGCUGUAUAUGGAAAUUAAAAAGUAGUUUAAAUUCCAUGCUUAAUUUAUAAAACCAAAGUUACUGUUAAUUAAUAUACUUUGACUUGUAACCUUGUUAGAUAUGCCAACCAAAAUCCUUUCAUAGAAGUCGUACAAGUUGAUACCACACUUCUUAACAACUCGCCUACCACACAAAAUUUUGUUAUAGAAAUACCUAAUAUCUAGAUUGGUGAUAUUGGUACAGCAACUAACGUUUUUUAAUCUUAUAUAAGAUUUUCUUUAGCUGAAAAAACACCUGGAAUGAUUAGUAAUUAUGUAGAAGUUUAUUACAAAUAAUUUUCAUUUACUAUCAAACCUCCUUACUAAAAUGGCUAUCUGUAAUAAAAUAUUGGUUUGACAUCAAAUAAUUUUUAUGUAAAUUAAAAUACUGAUUUGACAUUCUAAUGGACAACUGCAAGUGGGUAUCUUAACUAUAUUAUAUAUGAGUUUGAUCAGUCAGAUCAAUCUUGUUUUAAUGUUGGGGCAUCUGGUUUUGUAGCAAAUCCUAAUUAAAGAAAGUUUGCUUAAAAUGCAAAUUAUUACUUGGUAUAAUAUGAUCCUACAAUAUUUAAUAAUUAUCUUGUUAGAGAUGUCAUUUAAUAGAUAAAAAAUUGUUACUAUUCAAGACCCUAUCCAAAUUUUUUUCAAUUCAAAGUUAGAUCAUUCUUUAAUCACCAAGUUUAUGAUAAAUAUAUUUUCUUUUAUUACGUAAGUCCAGCUGAUAUAGUUGUAACUCAACCAAGUUUUAAUUUUGGAUUAAGGCCUAAUAAUGAUCCAAAUGUUGCAUAAAAUAUUAAUGAUGUUAUUAGAAUUAAUGAAUAACAUCAGUUUUUUGUUGAAUUUAAACCAACUACUGAUUUAAUGAUACCUUCAAUAAUAAAAAUAAAUAUACAAAAUUCAAAUUAUAAAUUUGUACAACCUGAUCCUAAUACUGCUUUUUACUGUAAAGUUUAGGGUUUAACAAAUAGCGUUUUUGGUUAAUCUGUUUAAUGUUCUAUGAUUGAUAGCUAGAAUAUUUAAAUUUCUAAUUUCGAUUAAGUAAUUGCCUCAACCACUGUUAUAAAAGUAGACUUUAGAUUACUAAUUUUAUCUGUAGCAACUUAGCCCUAAAUUUAAAUAGAUACUCUAUACGUUUAUUCUAGCUCACUAUAAUAUCUUGUUGACAAAUCUUAUUCUUAAAAUCCUACAACAGGGUUUUAAGUGGUGUUAAAUAACGCAUAUAACACAUUAAACACAUUUUAAAUAGCUGAUAAGCAGUAUAGAUAUGAAAAAAGACCUCCUAAUUUCGUUGGGUCUAUUUAUUUCUAAUUUGAUUUACUUAAUCUUCCGACCCCUAUAGCUUUGUCCUCAAUAAAUAUUUAGUUCCCAGUUUAGUUUACUUUUUAGAGAUCUGGUGCUACCUGUGGCUAACCAUUAAAAUGCUUAUUAAAUUAAAAACGCUUUUUUUGCACAUGCAUCUAAAAUGCUAAUGGAAUUUUAGUCACUAUUUAAAUGAAUUACAUAAAUUCAUUUACAAAUUAGCCAAUAAAUGAGAUGAUUAUUGACACUGAAUUUGUUUCUCCAACCGAAGGUUUUAAGCAUCCAUAAACUCCAGGUUUUUAUGGAUUCGACAUAACAAUUACUGAUUAAAGUUCUAAUGUUAUAUCAGGAACAAGAUAUAUUAAAAUAAAAGGUUAAAAGGCAUAAUUAUUUAAUGUUAAACACAUAAUUAGAGACGCUUAAUAAAACAAUUUAUACUAAUUUACAUUUUAACUUAAUUCAAUAACCUAAGUUCCUUAGUUUUCAUCAGGAGGAAGAAUAUAAUUUGAGUUGCCGACAAUAGACAAUAAAGGAAACCCAAUGUUUGACUAGUAGCUUGGAAAUAAUUACAAUACUGGAGACUACUUAGGAUGUAUAAUUAAAUCUACUCCUUCUAUUCCAGCUAUAGACUAAAAUACUUUAUGUAGAUUCUAAAAGAGCGAAAUGAGCCCUAAUUCUGCUAUAAUCGAAUUAGUUUCUUUCCCAUAAAUACCAGUCAAUACAUAGUUAGAUGUUUAUGUGGCUAAAAUUUAAAAUCCAAUUUUCAAAAAUGAUGUCGCUAAUCAAAUUAUGGAUUCAAAUAUUAUUUUAAGUAUUUAUGAUUUAACAAAUCCUACAGGAGGAGAUCUGUAUUAUGAUUACUUUAAUAUCUUAUUGGACUUAAGAUCUGAUAAUACUCAAACAACAUAUAAUCAUGAUUUAACUUCACAAACAAAUUUAGGAUCAAGGAUGCCAUGGGGAAUAGGAUAAAAUCCAACUUUGAAUUCUUUGACAGGAUCCUUAUAUGUUGAUAUAAUAGGUUAAAACAAUUUUUCUAAUAAUGAUUACUAUAUUGUCUAAAUUCCAAAUUCAGGAAAAGAUACAUUUUAGAUAAGUGGAGUAACUUGCUCAUAACCUACUCUUUACACAUGUUUCGCAUACCCAUAAAUAAAUUGGGUUAUUGUUUAGUUUAUUACUUCCUCUUCAGUUUCAUAUACCACUUUACAACCAAUUUAAAUAAAAAUUGCUAAAUUACCAGAGAGUGUUUCUAGAGUAGAUAUUACCUUUAAUGCAUGGAUUUGGAGUGGAUACUUAUAUAAAGUUUUAGUAAAUCACUAUUUAUAUGCUAAAUAAUAUAAAUAAUUAAUGGGAUAGAUGCAAGGUGGUACAAUCACUAUUUUAGGUUCUCCAAAUAAAAAUAUUAGUAAUAGGCCUUUUGUUCCUAUAAGAGUAACAUUAGGAUUAUAAAAUAGAGUUCCUUCAUAUGGGGCUAUUCAAAUUAUAUUUAAUUCUUAAAAUGUUAAUCUUCAUGCCCAUUGUAGAAGUUCUUUAACCUUUAACCCUUCUUCUUUAUUACUUUCUUCUGAGACUUAAGCUUCAAUCAAGAGCGGAAGUUUGGGCUGUUAAGUCUAAUCAGGCGUCUAUUAAAGACCUAAUACUGGCGACCAAUACGGAGAUUAUACAGCUUCACCGAAUAGUAAUGGAUAGUAUACUUCCUGGGUUAUAACAGGAUUUUAAGAAAUUCCUGCUGCUGUUUUGCCUAUUUAUACUUCGAUAUCUAUAGAAGGAUUCAUAGAUUUUUUGGAUAAAACAUCUACAGAUAAUUUUUAGGCAUAUACUUAUGGAACAUCUAUAGAUAACCCAAUAAUUAAUACUGGCCGUUUUAUUGAUUCUUACAACAUGUAAUUUACGAUUACAAACUCUCUAUCUUCUUUGUAAGCAUAUAAAACAUUUAAUGCAGAUAAAUAUGAUUUUUUACAUGUAGAAGUCAAGCCUCUAAGAGCUGGUUUAAGAACUCCCUUCAAGAUGGUAUUUAGCUUGACAAACACUGCUAUUGUCACAUCUUACACAGGAAGAAUUAGACUAAGAUUUUCUACUGCUAACUAACUGCAAGACUAAACUGUUUCAAUCGGAACACCGUUUAUUAAAUUAACUGAAUAGUAUGCAUGCUCAAUUUAUUUACUUAAAGACAUAUAAAAGGAUCAAUAUAUUGGUUGCACUAUCAUUUCUUCAAAAGAGAUUAAUCCUAGUACUAUUAUUCCAAGAGCUGUUGAAUUUGUGAUGGAGGUUAAUACAGAUUUAAAUACAGGAAAUAAUUAUUUAUUCGAAUUUACCACAGCAUAGCCUUUAUUAGAUAGUUUUAAUAACCUUGUUUAUGGUAUUGUCUUUCCCAGCCCUGCCUUUACAUACAAAAUUGAGUUAAGUAUGUGCCAAAAUUGUAAUUCACUCACUACUGGGUUCUCAAUGUGGUAGCAGCAUUACUAUUAAGUUUAUGGUCCUUCUUUUGUGACUGAAUUUAUUAGUUUUAAUACAAGACCAAGUGAAUGGAAUAUAUUUACUGUUUCGUUUUAAACCGCAUCUAAUGUUGAUUAAACUUAAUAUAGGCUUGUAAUAGAACUUCCAACUGCUAGCUUAAAAACUGGUAGUUAUCUAUUUUAAAACGAUCUUGGUUAAACAACUCUAAAUAAUCUUGAUGCAUUCCCAUGUGAUUUAUUGCUACCUAGUACAUCUUAAAGUAUUAACUGCGUGUUAAUAAAAGGAGAUUAAGCCUCCCUCUAACCAGCUAAAAUACUUGUUUCUUUUAAUAAUUAAAUAACAGCAUCCAAUAUUGUCUAAAUAGCUUUUUAAAUAGUUAAUCCUUCAAUAAAUACACCUACUAUGUUAGCAUCUUACUUUAUUCCUGUUUAAGUAUAUCUGGAAAAUGUAGCAACUUCAAGCAAAGAUUACUGGGAUAUAAUUGAAAGUAGUUUUUAUAUCAGCAACAAUAACCCAGCUAUUGCAGCUACAAAUACUAACGUUCAAUAUGUUAGCAAUACAGCUUAUUGUGAUUCAUUAUAAGAUAUACAAGUAUAAUUUUAAGAUUUAGCUCAACCACUGCAGUAUUCAAGUAGAGAUGCUUAUUUGAUUUAAGUAUAACCCACUCUAACUCUGUAGGAUGACUAAAAUUAUCACAAAUUCCCAGCUAUAUUUACACCAAGCUUAAACCCGACUUUUAUUGCUUUCCUAGUUAAUUGUAAAGGUAUAAUUAUCUAUCCAGCUUAAAGUGAAGAUAUUGUAUCAACAAAAACUGUGUAAACAACGCCUACUUUAAUACACAUCCCUCCAACUUCAGACCCAAGCACCGCAAGUUUAAUUCUAGUGGGAUAUGCAUGCUAUGUAAAAAAUAGGUACACUUAGAAAUUUACUUUUAAUAAGCUUUACCCAUAAACUGUACCAGCUGUUUUUCCAUACACAAUACCUCUACCACCAAAAUAUUCCUUAAACUUUAACUUAGACUUUGAUAUAUAAGCUAGAGAUGUUUAUACUUCAUAAAAACUUUACGUAUCCACAGAUAGACAAAACUAUAUUUUUACAGUUACAUUUGAUUAAUGGUAAAAUAUAGCAAGAGUUGGUCUAUUUAUUAGUUUAUAAAACUGGAAAACUGAUUUUGUAAAUGGUCCUACAUCUAUUUGUUAAGAGGAAAAAGGUUCAUAAAUUUUUGUAAAAUCUUGUAUCUUAGCUCCUCUACCAUUAACUUAUUCAGCUUAAUAUGCAUUGCUGUUUGUAGAUAUAUUUACACCUUAGACUAAUCCAGGAUCUUAAUAGCUUAUUUUUUCUACCAGUUACGAUUCAUUUUAACCAAUCUAAAGUUCUAGAAAUGAUAUUAGUGGUUUAACUCCAGUAGAUAAUUCAGAUGGUGAUUAAUUAGAUCUUGCACAUUUUUAAAUGCCCUUGGCCAUACAAAAAUAAUAUUUUACAGUGAAACUUUAUGGCUUAAAUGUUGUAAAUCCCCCAAUAUUUAAUUCUAUAACAGGAUAUGGGUAAGAUUAUGUAUGUUACUAUUCAUAAUUUCCACCUCCUGGCGCCCUUACUACUCUUGAAAAUUUAGCUCCAAGUUAGAUAUAAUUAAUUAGUAAAGGGUAGAUGACUGUAGCAUAUAUCACCCCCCCAACUCCACCUCCAAUUAUUACUACUUACUAAUUGUAUAUAAGUUCUUAUUUACAUAAUUAAAGCAUAAGAUCGUGGCUUCCAUUUCAUAGGUAUAUUGAUGAAUUUGUUGGAUGUACUAAUACUGAUCAAUCUCCAAUCUAGUUUGAAGUUUAAUUACCUAAUGGAAUAAACAUACCAACUCCUACAAUUAGAAAUUUCAACAAAAUUAUAAUAAAUUAUGGGCCUUAAAUUCAAAUCCCAACUUCCUCAAAAUAAACGGAUUUGAUUAUAAAUAAAUUGAUUUGUUACGUAAAUAAUGAAAGAGUUAAUUGUAUUAAUAACCAAGCAUCAAAUACUAUCACUUUAUAUUUCACAAAAGGCUAUACUAAUCUAAGUUUCUUAUUUAUUUAAGUAACAACAGGUAAUGAUAUGGAUAUAACAAGCCAAGGUGUGAUGUAUACUGGUACCUCAACUUAUUUUCGUUGGGAAUAUACUGUAUAAGAUUAUUUAAACAACUAAUUAUUUAGCGGUAAGACUAAUUAUUUUCCUAUUAAACUUCUUCCUAUCGCACCUAGUUGCCCUUAUAAACUAAUUCUUAAGUUUUAAGUUUCACUUCAUAAUAUCAUAGUUAGACCAAAUUACUAUAAUUGCUUAGUUAUUAUGAAUGUGUUAGUAUCCUUAAAUCCUAAUUUGAUAAAUUUUGUUAGUGGAUUUAGAAUUAUGAUUAGAAAUAGGGAUUAUUCAUAAAAUAAUUAUGAUGAUGAUAUAGUAUUUUUAAAUAUUUAAAAUGGCGGUAACUAUCCGUGUUACAGAAAAGCAGGAAAGAGUGUUAACUGUAUAUUGGAAAAAGAUAAAACGAAUGAAUUUACAAUUAUACAUGUUUUUAACCUUUAACAAGUCUAAAGUUAGGAACUUAUACAAAUUUUAUUAAAUUAAUUUAAAAGUGUUUCAUCUCCAGAUAAGCUUCCAGAAAUUUAUGUACAAGCUAUGGGAGGAUAAAUGUCCUUCUCAGCACCUACAGGAAAAGAUUUUUUAGGAGAUUUGUCUUAUCUUAGAAUGAGUCACAGCACUUGUAAUUGCGGUACUUCUUCAGGUUGUAGAAGUGGAGAUUUAAGUUCUGCAAAUUAAGGAACCUUUCCAUAAUUAGAUGUAGAUGGGAGUUAAAUAUAAAGUGGAUGUGGCUAAUCCGCACCGAUUAAAACAUCUCAAGUAGGAUAUGUUCUAAGAAUGAGCUAUAGUGACAGAUUAGAUCAUAGCUAGUACUAUCUGUUUAAUUCUGUAUGCUAACAAGGCACAUUUGGUAGUGUUAUUCUAGAAGUUUUGUUAAGAGAUGCAGGUGAAUAAUAUGACAUGUGCACUUUUACGCCAUAGUAAACCUUUAGUCAAAGCUGGGGAGAUUGUAAUGAUUUAUCUAGUGAAUUUAAAUGCAAUAUUUCAUAAUUCGUAAGAGAAGAAGGAGAAGGAAGUACAUAUUUUAAAAAAUUGUAUUUAUAUAUAGAAUUUCAAUCUCUUCUUACUCCAGAUUAUACAACUGUUAAAUAUUUAAGAUUACCAGUUGGAAAGUUUUAGUGUAGAUAAACAGGAUAAACUCCUAAUUCAAGGUAUAGAUUUUAGGCUCAUUGGGCUUGCGGUCAUCCAGUUUUUGCCACAGCUAAUUAUAGUUUUAGAUAAGAUUUAGUGAGUUAUUUACCUUGCUAUGAUUCUACUAUUAGUGCUACAGAUCCUGGUUGUAUAGCUAGUGUUGCAGGAAAAACAUUUAAUACUCUUUAUAAUUUUAACACUUAUAGUGUUGCAUCUGGGUCUUUAGGAUACUUAACAAGAGAUUCAAGGCUCAGAGAGGAAGGUCUUUUAAAUGGGACAAUUAACAUUAACUUAAAAAAUAUACUAGAUACUAAAAAUAUCAAAACGUUAUUUGGUUAUUAAAUAGCAAUUUCUAUUUCAGCUUAGAAUAAUAUUGGCAUUUAAGCAUUUUGUUAAAUUUAAAGUGGAGUAGUUUAUUUUGUAGAUAAUUUUUCUGAUUUAUAUGAUUAUUUAAGAUUGUAAAUUAAAUUUUAUAAUUAAAAUACUGGAGGCUAAUCAAUCGAUAUAAAAGUUUACUUAUUCCAGUAUCAUGUUGAUCCUAAUAAUUUUAGCUUAGAUGCCUAAUUUUCAAUACUGAAUUAAGAACCUAUUUGUUUUAUUUACACUUCAAUAGGUAGUUAGUCAAUUGAUAUAUUUUCAUUAACAUCAUAAAAUCCAAAUUAUUCAAGAAAUACUUACACUAAUACUUACAUGAAAGUAGUAGGUAAUACAGUUACUUUUGAUUUAAACUUACCUGGAUAAAGUUUUCCAUCAGCAGCUCCUAAUUUUUAAACAACUUAUAACUGUGAACUCGAAUUUGAAGGAUUCGAUUUUCCUACUACAGGUACCUUCUCAGCAACUUUUGUGAAUGCUCCUGCUUGCUCAUUAUCAAUCGAUUAAUCUUUAGGGACUUAAACUUUAAAAAUAAAUUUUUCUAUAGUUCAUCCGAAUCUUUGUGCAUAAUAAGUUUCAGGUCUUUAUGCAUCAGGUUAAACUACUCUUGUUUUAUAGAUAGGAAACAUAUAACCAAAUAAUUUAACAAGAAAAAGAUCCUUUAAUUCAUUUCUUUUUAUAUACAGAAUUGAUGCUUGCUAAAUUCAUUUUAAUUGUAAUUACGAUACGUAUUAUUAUAAUAUGUACCAUUAUAAUACUUUUUAUAGUAAUUCCAUGAUUAGUAAUCAGUAGUCAUACGGUUUGAUAGGUAAUGUUUAAAUAAAAUCUUUGACUUAAUCCUAAAAUACUGUAAAUGAGUUAGAAAUAGUUUUAAGUAGCUUAAAUUAUAAUAUUGAUAGAACCCAUAACACAGUUUUAGUAUUAGAACCAACAAACCGUUAAAAUGGUAGUUCUCCUCCUCCUAUAUGGCCUCCAGUAGAUAGUAUACUCUACUAUAAUUAGGAUCCUAUAAAUUGUAAGUGCUAUUACUAUGAUGCAAGUAGUAAUGAGUUUGAAUAUACCAAAUAUAUGUGUAUCCGUAUAAUAGAGAGUGGAUCUUACUAUUUUUCUAUUCAUAUUUAUAUAUAUGAUUAAUAAACACCUAAUGAAUAGAACAUCUCAUCAUUUCACUGCUUUAUACCAGAAUAUUAGAACAGUGCUACAUCAGAUGCAUUUAUUAUUAAACUUAUAGAACCAGGUUAGUAUUAUCAAUUAGCUACUACAUCUUAUCAAGCCAUGGCUUUUCAAUUUUAAACCAUUACAUUUUAGACACUAACACCAUAAACUCCAUCAUUUAAGGUAUCUCCUCCUAACUUUUUUAGCGCUUCAUCAACUUAUGUUACUAACAGUUUAGUAGAUUAAUAUAACAUAGAUAUUAUAACUAGCUAAAUUUUUAAUAACCCUUACAUUUACUUAAGGCAUAGUUAAUUAGGGCCUGCUAUAGACUCAACUUUAUGCACUUAAACCGGAUCUUACUAUACAAGUAAACCAAGUUCAAUUAGAGCAUAUACAACACAUAGUUAUGUGAUAGUUUGUUAAAGCAGUUUAACAAAUUAAAACGAGUUUAUCCUAUAAAGUUAAACAGAAAAAGUAAGUGCUAGUAUUCCGUUUUAGUAUUACACGUCUAUACCUACUUUAAUAUAUAGCUUUUAUAUAAUUAAUUCAUAAACAUCUAAAACUGAUUAAAUUUUGAAUAAUUUAACAAAAUCUACAUCUGCUAUCUAAUUAUAUUAACCUGUUAAUAUGGUAGUACAAGUUUAUAAUUUAGUUGAUACUGUAGGUUAUGGAACAUUAAAGCUUCACUCUUUGAAAUUUGAAUUAAAUUAAGGCUUUACUUAAUUUGAUAGAAGAUUUAACUCAAAGAUUAUAAUCACUAAUAAUUCUACAAAUUAAUUUGGAACGCAUUGCUAUGCUUAAUCUAUGGAAAGCACAUACCCUGAGAACAGUGUUUCAGGUAGUAAUCCAACAACGCUAACAGUUCAUAUUUGUAGAGUUAGCCAAGAUUUAAAAAAUGUGAUUGUAGAAGAUGAAAACUAUCAAAAUUUGUAUUAAUAGCCAUUUUAAGGAUAUUAAUUUGCUAAUAAUAGGAAAUUUUAUAUAUAUUUCUCUGUCAAUAUACCUUAAAAUCAAGUUCCAAUUACUUAUACAAUGAGAUAUUUUACCAAGUAUAAUAUUAAUGCAGGUAAUGAUUAUUCUUAUGAAUCAGCACGUGGUUCUAGCACAGUUACUUAUACAAACUGUAAUCCCGCUUGCAUAACUCAAGGCUACCAUAGAACAUUCUCUUUCAAUGUUAAAAGAUUUAUAUAAAACUAAUUUGUUUAUAGAUUUUACCUCUCACAAGAUCCUGCAAGUAUGUCUAGCUUCAUUUUCGAUUGGAGUUAAAACUGGGUUCUUUAUAAUACUUAGUCAUUGCCAUAUAGUUACAUUCCAAUUAUCAGAGUAUAUGGAGUUAAUGGUUGUAGUAGAAACUAUAGAGAAAGAUACUAUAAUCCAUAGUCAGCUGGUAAUACAUACAUCAUUUGGUAAUCUGAUUUUUUUGAAUUAGGUAAUGACAGCUACGAAUAUCAAGAAUAUUAUAUAAGAUUUACUGAUCCUACAAAUUUUGGUAUUUAAAAAACUUCUGCUAAUCUCUAAGUCCCUUUCUCUUCUAUGAUUGUUUAAGGAAGAGUUUUAAAGGGAUCUGUUUAUAAUACGGUCAUUUUCUUUGAUUAGAAUAAGAAUUACUUUGAUACUUCUUCUUCUUAACAAUCUCAAGAACUAAAAUUGGAUAAACUUUAUUACACAAACACUUUUGCUGGCUAAAGAACUUCUGUUUUCUUUAGAUUUUUAACAACUAUAAAUUAAGUAGGUACUCCUUAACCAUCUUAUCCAGCAACAUAUUUUGAGUUUAUCUUUCCACAAUUAUAAGUUACAAACUUUGCUACUGAUUAGUAUAAUAUUGUCAAUUGUUAAGUGUUUGUCAAUGAUUUAUUAGUAAAUAGCAUUACUCCAAGAAAUUUACCUCCUAGAUGCAGAGUAUUUUAAGUAGAAUAUUAAAAGAUGUUAGUUACAGUUUUAAGAGUAGAAGAUGUGAAUUUUAAUUCAAUAAUGAAUUCUGUAUCGUUUGCCUUUGACAUUACCUUACCCAAUCCUUCAUACUAAUAUCUUGGAAUUGAUGUUAUCUUUGAUUUAUAUCUUGCUCUUCAGACAUCUCCAGUUUCAUCUAAUUAUGCAUCAAACCAGUAUAAUUAUCAAAAGUUUCAUUUAAAAAUCCAAGAAAUGAUUUUAAUCGAUAAUAUUAACCUUCCAUAAUCCACAGCACCUGCUCCAACUGUAAUUACUCAAACUAUUUCAGACACUACUAUAGGAUAAAUUGGUGUAAGUAAUAUUUGGGGCCUAACUUGGAAUUUUGCAACUACAGGAUAUGAUCAAAACAAUAGCCCAGGAUAAAAAGUUGAAGUUAGAUUCUGGAAUGGCGGAAUAGUUUAAGCUUAAAAUAAUUAUGUUGACUCCCUUCUAGUUUAUUUUAAUAAUGUUCUUUAAUCUCCAAUGUGGUUCAGUAGACCUGAUUAUGUUCUAUUUUAUUCUGCCCCUAAUUUGCCAAAUGGUCAACCUUUGUAAAUAACAAUCAAAGGAAAUAAUUUAUGGGCAAACUAAAAAUAUUAUUACUAACCUUCUCUUAAUUUACCUGUUCCUACUCCUAGUAUUUAAUUAAUAGCAUAUACAGGAUUACCAGUUACUAUGGAUGGAAAUAUGCCUAGAUAAAAUUACAUCUAUACCUUAAAUGAAUAACCUUUUUCAUCCUACACUUACAGAAAUUUAGAAUUUUCUCUCAUUCAAAUUUAAGGUGAUUAAUCAGCAGAUGCUUAACUUGUCAGUGGACAAAGAGUAACCUUAAUAAUUUAAUUAAAAAAUAACUUAUAGUUAAACGAUAUAAAGAUUCGUAAAGUUUGGUAAAUCUAAAUUUAAUUUACAGCAGGUGUAAGCUUAAUAGAACGAUGCUUCUUUAAAACCCCCAACAAUAAUGUAGCUGACAUAUAUUAAAUAUGCUAAGUAGUUAAUAAUGGCGGAAUAUAUUCAGUAAACUACAGAGGUCAGCUAUUCUAUAAUACUAAUUUUUUGAAUUAUAUUGUUUAUGUAUAAGCAAUAAUAAAUGCUGGAACAAUAUAAUAUACAAUAAAUGAGAUAACAUAAACUCCAUUUUCUAGUAAGAUUGCUGAAAUUAAUUAUCCAAUAGAAGGAUAAUUACCCAAUCAGUCAUAUAUCAUGACUGCUUAUCAGCCAAGUUCAAAUCUAAUCUAACUAGAUUUUAUUCAAGGAAAGCACUUCCCUCUUUAUUAUGAGAUUUACUAAGUUAGAUAAUUUGCAAACAGAUAAUCAACCAUCAGUAAAUUAAGAUUCAGAAUAAAAUUGCAAUUAGCAGUUUCAUAAGGUGCUUCAAAUUUCGUAAAAAUCACCAUUCCUUCUUCUAUUUUACCAACAAACGCUUAUAAUCCAGUUGAUCCUACAAAUGAACUCUACUGUGUCUUUUAUGAAGAAAUGUCACCUUUAGUUUACUAUGAUGUCCAUAAAUUAAGUAUAUGCACAUACACUAGUGGAAUAUUAACUUUUUAAAUUCCUGAUACUACACUAGUUUCAACAUAUUACAUUUUAGAAAUAAAAGAAAGAUAUUCUCCUAAAUAUUUUAUAAUGCCUAGUAUGUUUACAUUUAAUGAAUUCUAAUUGUAAUUAUCAUCGGUUUCUACUAGUUAGUAAUUCUAUGACACAAGUUAUCAAUCUUGCCCAUAAACAUUUGCAACAUUCAAAAUAUUUCAUUUUACUACAACAUAAAAUAAUUAUGAUAUGCUCAGACUUAAUUUUGUUCCAGAAACUACUUUACAGUAAACUAAUCUUCUUGCAGCUACUCCUUAUGAGUCAUUUUUACUUGUUGAGUUAGAAAGCUAAUAUUUCUAAAUUGAUGUUGGUCUACUAAACCCAUCUGGAGUGUAUUAAAACGAUAAUCUUCCUCCUUUUUAUAAUGGUAAAAGCCUUUCUUGCGUACUUUAAGUAACUUUAAGUGGAACGACUUAAAAUUAUGAUUGUACUAUCACUGUAAUGUUUGGAUCUUAAGUGCCAACAUCUUUAGAACAAUCUAGGAUUUAAUUUGUUUUGUCUGAUUUCAGUAAUUUUAAUUAAUUUACAGCUGGAACAACUUAUGAUUUAUAUAUACCAAUGAUUUAAAUGCCAAAUAUUCCUUUUACUAGCAUCUAAGUCAGAUUAUCAUUUAUGUAAGUAUAAAAUCAACAAUAUAUUACUCAAGAGACAUCUUAUUGGAUUAAUUAUGCUUAUGUUUAAACUGAUACUAGCACAAUAACACCAUUCAAAGUCAGUUUAACAAAUAAUUAAGUUUAGCAAGCAUCUUCUACUUUUAAUUUUAAUUUUGACUCAAAUAUGAGCAUAAAUUAAAGUAAUAAUAAUAUUUUACUGAAAUGGAAUAAUAAUUUCUUUGGUAUAAGUGGUAACGAUAUUAAAAAUAUUGGAACAAGUAACUGUAAAUAUAUCAUGUUUAAAAAUUUAAAUUUGUUAUUCGUCACAAGCUAUCCUGCCCCAAUCCCAUAAAUUAUAAUACCACCAACCCCUAUGGUUCCUGCUUUUUGCAAUAUUAACAGCUUUAAUACUCUUAAUUAUGUUUAGCCUUAUGGAUUUUCUUUUGUAUAUAUCAAUAAUGUACCAACUGCUUAGACUAUCUAUACUGCUUCUACCUCAAGUACUUUUAAAAAUUUAGAUCCUCUUAAUGACAACACAGCUACACUAGUUUGGAUUUCUGGUUUUGUAAGUUAGUUUAGUGUUUCUAGAUUUGUAUUAAAUUUAAAAACCCCUCAGCAAGUUCCAUAAGGUAGUAAAAUAGUAAUAAAUCUACAAACUAACUUUGCUUAAUUUGAAGAAAAAUGCACUAUUUUAAGUGGUUUAACUCCAAUCGGCACAAUUACUUCAAAUAUUUAGUUUAACUAAGGGUCUCUUGAAUGCUAAAGGUCUUCAUAAAAGCAAUACACAGUAAGUGGGUUUUCAGCGAUUAGCACAUAAACAAAUGUUUAAAUAGAAUUAUUUAUUCAAACAACAAGCUCGGCUUCUGUAUAACCACAAAUUUCAGCAACCAUAUUUGCAUAAUAUUUAAACCAGUACUAUCCCAUUAUAAACUACAAUUAAAUCUAAUCAUCCAAGACUCAUGUUGGAUUAGGAAUGCAACAACUUGCUCUUCUUGAUAAAAUAGCUAUUUUUUCUUAUUCUAAUAGUUGGUUGAGGAUGUCAUACUUAUUGAAUACAAGAAAUAUGUAAUUACCUAGAAAUUAAAAUAAGCAAAUAACACUGUAAUUACCUCCUUUAGCAAGUGCUUAUGAUCUAUGCUAAGAUCCCACUGCUAUUUUGUAUUCCAAAUAUUUACAUUCUUCAACAUACGAAUAUCAAUUAAAUGCUCAAAAUUUCAUGGAGGCUUAAAGCUCAGUGCAGCCUGCACCCCCAUCAAAGAGCUUUGUUUCAUAACUGAAUUAUAUCCCUAACUUACUCCCAGAUAUUUAAACCUUCUAUGAUAUAAAUGCUAACCAAGAUACAGUCAUGAUAAUAGAUUCAAAUACUGUUUCUCCUCUUUAAGCUCACCCAACACUGAACUAUUAAAUAGAAAGAAAAGCUGUCUUUAUUCCAUAACCAAACUAUUAUGUUUUUCAUUUAACAACAUUUGACAAUGUUAAUUUAUAUGAAGAAAAAUACUAUGAAGUUUAUGCAAAACCUAGAGAAGAUUUAGAUGAUACUUUUAGGGUCACUCCUCUAACUGCAGAAGCAGCAACAAGGACUACAUUGAUUUUAUAAUUUACCUUAAACGUAGCAGCAGUUAAUAAUGAUGAAAUAUGGAUAGUAUUCUUAACUUAUGAUGGAAUAUUCAAUGUUUUCCCUGUAGAUUUAGGUCUUAAAUAUGAUUCAAAUAAUUAAAUUUAAUGCAGUUACACAAUUACAAAUACUUAUUAAGAUCCUAAUUCUUCAUAGAACUGUUUAAUAUAAUUAGGUACAGCUAAUUAGAUUCAAUCUCCUGUUGUAAUUAGAAUUCCACUCCCAAGUGGAGCACUUAUCAAUUCUUAAAUUACAAUUAUCAUACCUUAUGUUAUGAAUCCAAGCACAGUUGGAUAGACUGCUGGACUUAAAGUAUAGCUAAGGAAUAAAUGUAGUGACCAUGGUCCUUUGCUCUGUAUAAAAUACCAUGCUGAACAUAGUUAUUUUAUUUUAUCACCCUCUACAAUUACAUAAGGAACUUGUACUUUUACAUCUAUUUCUUAAAUAGUAAGCUAAGUCCCAGAUUAUACACUAACUCCUCCUGCUCCUUUACAUAAAAUCUCAACACCUACCCCAGUUGCAACAUCUUUACCAAUUGGAACUUAUGUUACUAUUAUAUAUCCUAAAAAUCAUGUUUAAGAUAAUCCAGUGUGCACAUUCUAAUAAGGCAUUUGCAUAUAUUACACAUCUUAUAAUAUGGUAUUGCUCAAGAUUUUAAACACUCCUUUCUCAUUGUCAAAUCCGUUUUAAGUUUUUGGACUUUAGAAUGGUAUUUUCAGAUGGACAACAGCUACCUAGAGUAUAAUGAACGUAGUUAUCUACUAGAAUAGCAAAAUUAAUUUGAUUUAUUAAUGUAAUAUGAAUGAAUACGACUAUUAUUAACCUAUUAUUCCAUCAUCUAGUCCAAGUAUUUGCGGAACAUUUACUAAUACUUAAACCAUUAACCCAUCAUAUUUCCUAAGAGAAGGAUAUACUAAUACAGCUAAAUUAUAUGUUUAUGGAAUGUACUAUAAUAGGCAUGUUAACAUUUAUAGAAUACAAAAACCAAUAACUGUCUAAAGCUUUGUACCUGGAUAUUGUACUGCUAGUUUCUAAAUUACAGAUAUAACAACAAUUCCCCCAACAGUUAACAAUAUUCCAUAUGACUGUGACGUCUACUCAGAGUUUAUAAUUGUAACAAAAUUGGACUCAAUAUAAUAUAACGAAGCAAAAUAUAAUUUUAAAGGGGCAUACUUAACUGUUUUCUUAAAAUUUAUAAUAGAUUAAAAUCUUCCUACAGUUGAUAUACAUUCUUAAAUAGUUGUUUACAGUUGUGUUGAUAACUGUUUUGAUCCUAAUAACUAAACGAAUUUAUUUGAUUUCAUGCAUGUAGGAAAAUGUCUAAUAGAUUGGGUUAUAUCAUAUCUACCCUAGCCUAACCUAGCUACAGCUGGAUUCUAUACAUAACCUUAUUAUCUAAGAUAAGCAAAAAUUAAUCAAUAAGUAGAGUUUUAAAUGUUAAUCAGACCACGUACUUUACCAGCUGAUUAUGUUAUAGAUACUUUUAUAUUUACUAUACCAAAUGAUUUCUUAAUUCCGCCCUUGCAAAUCUUUGAUAAUUGUUCAAUAUAAGGAACUAUUAAUUUAUCAAUACAAUCUUGUACAUUAUAAAGAAGAAAUGGCAGUAAUAGACUCACAUUAAUUCCCUCAACGGUUUAUGAUAACUCUGUAAAAAUCAUUAAGCUUUCUAACUAGAAUACCAAUAUGCUUUUCACUGCUCCUCCAUAUCCAGGCUAAUAUUAUUUAAUGGGUUUAGAAAUGUAUUCUAAUGGCUAACUUGUAGAAACACAAUAUAUGAAUAUCACAUAAGUUAUAGGAACAACUUUUUAUUAGCCUCAAGUUUUAAAUUUCUUUAACAUAAUAAAUCCCCUUAACUAACUAUAAAAUGAGAUUUUCCACUUUGUUUUCACUUUAAAUGAUUAAGUUCUUCCUAUUGGUUAUUUAAGGCAAAAUUCGACUUCUACAAAUAACAUAUAUUCUAAUAUUGUAAUAUACUUUGAGUUUAUUGGAGGUGGUUGGAAUAUUCACUAAGGUUAUUUAUUUGAUCUCGGUACUGGGCUUCCUGAUGGUGCAAAGCUAGGGUGUGCUUCUAAAGAAUUGAAGGUUUUAUCAGGAAAUUAAUUGACCUGCAUUUUAAAUCAUGGAACUAGCCCAGAAAAUAUGCCAAAUAUUGUAAUUAGCGGAUACGAAGCUUUUUCAAAUCUAUUAACUCCGAUUAAUAUAUACAUAACUAACUUAUAGUCUUUAUCAUAAGGAUAGCUAAUGACAAUCAAAGUAGGUAUAUAAACUCUCUAUCCUAAUAAUGGGUGUUCAGGAUUCUUAUAUAUUUUAAAUGCUUUUAUACCUCCAGCUACUAUUAGUACUACUGCUUUAACACCUGAAAAUAUGAGUAUUACAGUAAGCACCAAUCCUGUAGUAUACAGCACUACUUCAUAUACAUUUACGAUUACUAUUUCUUCUUCAUAUCCAGGAAAUCCAAAAAUCAAUACAAACGAUUUAAUAGGCUUAAAAUUCCCAAAAAAUUUUAUAGGAAAAUACUAACCAAUAUUAAAUAAUGAUGCCAAUGUUUUUGUUUUCCCUGAAUCUGAUAGUAUUUAUAUUAAAGUUUUAGUUCCAAAUCCUCUCACAACCUUAACAUUUACACUGAAUAAUAUUAAUAAUCCUGAUUUUUAAAUGUAAACUCCUGGAGGAUACAGUAUCGAUGGAGUCAUUUUAGAUUAAAAUCAUCAGAUUAAAUACAAGAUGAAUGGAAAAUUACCAAAUACUUUUAUCAUUUAGCCUUUUUCAAAUAUCCCUUUUAUAAAGGUUGAUGCAAUUAAUUCAAUUUCUGGAGGAGACACUAAUGUUACUUAUAAAUUCACAUUUAUAACAGGCCACUAUAUACCACCAAACGGAUCAAUUAGCUUUUUCUUCCCUGAAGGAGCCUAUGAGAAUGUAAAAUCAAUGUGGACAGGAUGUGAUUUAUCAGGUGGAGAUUUUGAUAGCAUUUCUAAUAAAUCCUUUUGUACAGUUUAAAUCGACAAUAGAUUAGAUAUUAUUUUAGUAAAUACUCUUUUAUCCCAAAUAUAAUAAUACUCAGUAACGAUUUAUGGCAUAACUAAUCCAAAUAUUUAAAAUAUAAUUCUGUAUAACUUUUUGAUGCAAACAUUUUAUACUAAUUAACCUUCGUUACAGUAAGUAAUUGGAAGUGCUAGCUUUAAAAUGCCUUUUCUUUUAUAUCUCUAACCGUUCACAUGCAAUUUGUCUGUAAAUUCUUAGUACAGGUAGAUUUCAGUUUCAUCGAUCUAUAAAUUUACUUUUAUAUGUGAUGGUGUAGUGAGAUUCAAUAGUAAUUUAUGGAUCACUCUCCCUUAUGAAUAUGGCAUUGUACAAAAUUUAGGAAAUCACUAAUGUAGUAGCUUAGAUUCAAAUACUUUAUACAAAUAAUCAUGUUCAGUCUAAAAUAUUAAUGGAAAAAUUAUUUUAAAUGUUUAACUAAAGUAAAUUUUAAUAAAAACUGAAUUUUCUAUUUUGAUUACCUUAACAAAUCCUUCAACUGUGAACAGUCUUUAUAUGUUUACAGCAGCUUUCUACAAAGAUUAAUUUUAAUAUGCAUACACAUUUAACUAAAUUACUUUGAAGAACAUUUAUGUUGAUAUAAUUAGUGAUAAGAAUGUGAUUUGGGCUCAAAAAUAUUAAACUAAUACUUAAAUAGCUAUACAAAAUUAUCCUUUCAGUUCUGGAGAGCCUGCUACUUACAUAUUUAUGAUACCUUAACUCAAGUUUAAUAAAAAUGUACAAUCAACAUAGAUUUUCUUCCCAAAUUCUUUCUCAUCAAAAAUUGGAAAUAAUUUAGAGUGUUCCUUACUUUAAUCAGGUACUUUAGGUCUUACUUUUGAUAUGGAAUCUUUACUUUACAUGAGAACAAACACCACUUCAACACAAACUCCAAUUCCUAAUUACUAUCAAAUAUAAUGUUCAAUAAGUUUAAAUUACGUAUUAGAAAUAUAAGGGUUAAAUGCAUAUUUACAAGAUCAGACCUUUAGAUACAAUUACGUACUUAUAAGAAAUAUAUUUAAUCCAGGAGAUAAUUCAUAAACUAACUUCAAAAUAAUUCACAGUACUUAAGGUGAUAUGAUAUGGGUAUUUAAUGACAAUCUUUAAUACAAAAUAAAGAACUCACCCAAUAUUCUAGAUGUCAUAUUAGUUUCUGCAUUAAAUAAAUCCCUAAAAGACCUAAGUGUAUAUACUUUCUAAUUGAAUUUAAGAAGUAAAGCAAGAUUGUUAUAAACCUCACUAGAAAGCGGUGAAGAAGAAUACUUAAAUGAAUCAAACAAUUAAUCAAACUAAAGAAUCUUAGAUACUGGAGUUUCUAAUUUUGGAAUAUAAAUAUAAAUUCCAGAUUAAUAUGAUGUAUUCCAAUAACGAAACUCAAUUAGUUGUUAUCAAACAAAUUAAAGUAGUAAAACUAGUCCUUGCUAAAUUUACAAGGAGUAUAUUUUUAUAAAAGACACAAGAUUAACAAUUAAUUCUUUAUCAAGCUAAUUUUCCAUUUAGUAUUUAACUAAUCCAUAAAUAUCAAAUCCAUGCAGCUAAUCUUCUUAAGUUACCAAUAAAUACUUCUAGUUCAAGAUUAUAGAUUUGAUUCAAAAUACUGUCAUUCAUUCUUCUAAAUAGGAAGAUUAAAGUGUUUGCCUUUAGUUUGUAAAAAAUAAAUUUGACAUAUCUUUCUCUGGGCCUUCUAACCUUUUAAGAGGCUUGAUAUAUACCUUUAAUGUGACCAUUGAAAUGCCCGCAAACUGUAUUUCUUUAGAACCAUUCGUAGAAGAUAAAAACAUAGUUUUCAACCCUACAUUAAUAACCUUUGAAAACUUUGAUCAACAAACAACUAAGCAAUUAUAAGUAUAAGUUUUAUAUGGGGCAUCUUUAGGAAAUCAUACAAUUUAGUUUAAUAAAAUAGAAUAUACUAGAAUAAGCUCAACUCAAAUAUCUAAAAACUCAUAGGAUUUAUACAUAUCUCCUCCAUUAAUUUAAAUUCUUGUACAAAAUCUAAAUCCUAGAAAAUAAAUGGUACCCUCUAUCAUAAUUGAUGAUUUUAUUGAAUAUGGAUUUACUUAUUCAGAAUUCUUAGUUCUAGCAAAAGUAACUAAACAAACAUCUGAAUAAUUUAUGUUUGGAGUCUAAUUUGAUUAAGCUUUUAAAGAUGUAAUAAGUAUAUAACCAGACUCUAUUUUAAUAGACUAAAAUGUAAAGAGAUUUAAUUUUACUAUUACUUAUCUUGCUAAAGUACUUGCAAAACCUAUAGUUUUAAAUUUCACACUAAGUUCAUAUUAAUAACAAUUUAUUUACACUGUAACCCCUCCUUACAAAUACUUGGUUUUCACAAUCAGUAAAAUUCAUAAACCGCUUAAUGUAAUAAGGCUUUUAUGUCAGAGUAAUUUGCCUGAUCCAAAUUUAUAUUCAUCUGACUUAGGGAAGACUAUUUAUAAUCCUUAUGUAAACGAUCCAUCACUACUUCCUUUAAAUUAAAAGAUUCUGUUACCUGAAAUUUUAAAUGUAAUUUAACUUGAUAUCUCUAACUAUGAUACCACUCUAAAGAUAGUUGCAAGCACUUCUUCAUAUAUCUACUAUAUUCUAACUCUUUAAAAUUCACAAAAACCUUUACCUUAAGUUGUAAGAGAUGGAAUUUUUUUAAAAAAUUAACAGUUAGCAUACUCUGUUGUUAUGACAAAUAGAAAUGCAGGUAAUAAUAUAGAUUACUUAGCUAAUAUUACACUCUCAGGACUAAAGCCAGAUUUUAGCUAUUCUGUUUUCUUAGUUUGUGAAAAUGCUUUUGGUUUAUCACAGUAAGUUUAUUAAUAUAACUUUUAGACAAUGAAGGCAUAGCUAGGAGCAGUUAUUAGAUUUACUCUUUCCUCUCAAGUGCAGCAAAGCAUAUUAAUAUAAUAACUAUCUUAAGCAUUAAGAGUCUAAUCUAAUUAAAUAUAAAUUCUAACAAGCUAAGAUAUAAUAAAUGCAUAAAUUUCUAGAAACAAGUAUAUAACAUAUGAAGUAGUAAUAGCUCCUAAUACUUAAACAAUAUAAAAAAUGUACAACUAUAUUGCAUCAUAUAUAGAUAGCUCAGAUUUGUUUAAUCAAAUGAUGUCAAGCUUUUUGUCUUAAAUAGUUUUAUUAUAAGAUUAUCCAAUUAAAUAUUAUAGCUAUGAUGUGUAAGGACCAAAGUUUGCAGGAAAUCCCGUAAUUGAUACAAUAGGCUUUUAUAACGCUGUAAUUUUAGUUUAGAUGUUUGAUAAUUCAUAUGUUUAUGCAUAAGUUGUAGAGAAAUCUGUAAAUAAAUAUAACGUUCAAAUAAAUGGAAUGAAUUCGAAUAGUUAAGUUAAUUCUACUAUAGAUUAUGUUUUUGAACCUUUGAUUUCUUAGUAAAUAAUUUUAGGAGUAGAUUAACAGAAUAAUUAAAUAAAUAAAAACUGGUAAGUUAAAGUUUUAACAGAUCCAAAAACUAACAUUGCCAAGAUUUAGCUUGAUGAUCUUAAAGAUGGUGCUAACUAUGAUGUUUAUAUUACCGCUACUAAUAUAAUGGCUUACAACGAUCAGUCCCUUUUCAAAAAACUACCAGAUUCUGAAAUUAAAAAGAUAUCAUUCACAACUCUUUUCAAUUACAACACUGACUAUUGCUAAAUGCUGAGAGAUGUUAAUAAAGUCAAUCAAUCUCUGGCAUUGGCUAUACUUAGACAAAUUCAAAGAAAUCCAAAUGAACAAGUAUGUAUCAAAAUAUUCCUUAAUGAUACAAAUACAAUUAAUUGA
This is a messenger RNA of Tetrahymena thermophila SB210, 22974 nucleotides long. Its product is annotated as transmembrane protein, putative. The transcript has 47 exons. The record is from RefSeq and is a predicted model, not a curated record. NCBI's taxonomy places the organism in Eukaryota, Ciliophora, Oligohymenophorea, Hymenostomatida, Tetrahymenidae.